AUGGCCACUCAAUCUCGCGUGGAACCUGCCCGUCCGGAGCCGCUUCGAAUCUUCUCACCAGAGCCUCUACCUCCUAAUCUCAUCACCCGCGUGGACAAGGAGCGUUCCAACGGCUAUUAUGGGGCCUUUGACGCAAACCUUCUGGCUACCAAGGCCGCCGAAUUGAUCGCCCUCCUCGUGGAGGCCUUGAGCCGGCUCCUGACACAGGCCGAGGCCGACUGCGUUGCCGAAGCCGUCGCCGGCCAGAAAAACGCCAGCGCACAGAUCGCACACUCUUGUUGGCUCUGUAUUCGCAUGACCCUGCCGACAGAUGCCUGGGUGGUGCCGCGGUGGCAUACAGACGGCCGGAUGUUUGAUUGCGCCUGCCCGGACUCUACCGCGCCGCACUCAAAGUAUGCCUUUUCGAUUCUCGGUCCAUCUACCAGGGCGAUACUCACAAACCCAGGCGCCCACAAGAUUCUGCACUCACCCUCGCCAAGUGGGCGGCCUUGGGAAACCAAUGACCCCGAUCCUGAAUUGGCCGAGGCCCUGGAGAGCUACCCACAGGCUGCCAUCGAACCAGGGCAAAUGAUCCGCUUCAGCUGGGCUGAGGAGGAUUCUCCGAUCCAUUCUGAGCCGGAUUCGACGAACGCGCAUCGUGUGUUUGUCAGUAUCCUUUUUGGGAGCGAGAGUGAGCUGCGGGAUAUGUGUGAUUUCAGGGAGGAAACAUAUGGCGCCUGGAACUGA
Molecule: messenger RNA, 726 nt
Organism: Clonostachys solani
Lineage: Eukaryota; Fungi; Ascomycota; Sordariomycetes; Hypocreales; Bionectriaceae
Source: the annotation of a GenBank genome assembly